This is a messenger RNA of Epinephelus moara (kelp grouper), 2576 nucleotides long. Its product is annotated as ZP domain-containing protein-like. The coding region runs from base 346 to 1440 and encodes 364 amino acids. The record is from RefSeq and is a predicted model, not a curated record. Lineage: Eukaryota; Metazoa; Chordata; Actinopteri; Perciformes; Serranidae. The transcript has 7 exons.
AUGUUCUAUGUCUCUCCCCACCUUAAGUCUUUACACAGAUUUUGCGUCAAUCCAGCUCCGCCCAGAUUCUCUAUUUGUCGUCUGUCUUUCACACACAUCUGCCAGACGCUCCUGGACAUUACGGACGUUAUAGCGCGACUCCAGCUGUCAACUGGUGAGAAGUGCGUCUAGCGCAAAGCCACUUAUUCACCAGACAUCGGUGCAGAAGGAAUGUGGUUGUGGUGGUGAAAAUAAAGGCAGUGGAUGUGAAGACAUCUGUCUGGUUUGGAUCGAUCACCUGCAGCAGAUUACUAUUUAACUGAAUCCAGCAUAGACAAGCAGAGAAGCAACAACUUCUUCACAGCUAUGUCAAAGUACCCAAUUUUGGCUGCAUGGCUGGUGUACUGGCUGUGUCAUAGUUAUUCUGUUGAAGCUAAUGUGAUCUGCGAUGAGACCAAAAUGACAGUAGCAAUUGAGAAAUCUUCAUACCCUCGCCUCAGUUUGAAUCAUUUGCGGCUCAGUAACCCCACCAACGGUGCCUGCAGCGUCCGCUCCAACAGCACUCACAUCUAUUCUGUUGUACCCCUCAACGAGUGUGGCACUCAGAUUGAGGAAAAUGAUGAAAACCUAAUUUUCAAGAAUGAAAUCACCAUAGAGGACAACACAGGAGACCUGAUCACCAGGAAAUGUCUGUUUGAGCUGAAGUUCUACUGCCAGUACCCCAAACGAGGAAAUGUGACACUGGGUUUCUCAGUACAUAGAAAGAGUGUCACAGUGACCCAAUCAGGCUUUGGCACAUUCACCUACAAGUUUGAAUUCUAUUCUAACAAAAACUUCAAAAGCCCAAUUGAGCUACCGUCAUACAUUCUUGAGUGUACCAUCGGGACCAGGAUUUACAUGCAGAUAGAGGCCACCUCCUCAUUCAAAGACGCCAAGUUGUUUGUGGAGUCCUGCAAAGCUGCACCAGUUGACAACCCAAAUUACGAGCAAACCUACUCCAUCAUUGAUAAUGGGUGUAAUGUGGACCCGACCUUCGAAAUCCAUCCUGCCGCCCAUGACAGACAAUUCCGGUUCAGCAUGGAGGCCUUCAAGUUCAUCGGCCUGUAUGACCAGGUGUACGUCACCUGUUCAGUCAUGAUUUGUGAAGCACAGAGGUCUGACACCAGGUGUGCAAAGGGUUGCAUCAACUCGAGAUCAUGGCCAAGUGAUCAGCCCCAUCAACGGGGAAAGAGAGAGGCUGCGCCUGUCACUCAGAGUUUACGGCACAAUAUUUCCCAGGGUCCUCUGCGCUUAAAGAGGUCAGCAGAGAGCUCUGUAAACCCAGGGAUCAACUUGAACCUGAACUUGGUAUUCAUCGCUGGAUGUCUUCUUGCAGCUGUUGGCAUGAUCAGUGCAGCGAUCGUGUACAAAGCCAAAUUGUCAAGUGUCAGAUACCAACCAUUGCCCAAAUAUGAAAGUUAAGGCAACUGCAUGCAGAAUACCUAUUCAUUAUUAAUAACAUUUAAAGCUUUUUGAUUAGUUUUGCUAUCAUAUAUUGAGCAUGUAUCCAAUUAUGCGCCCAUUUAAAUCAAUGCAUUUUAUUUAAACACCUUUAGAAAUGUCUACAGCUAUAUAAGAGAAAAUACUUAAGAGAGGGAGUAUCUGUGCCUGGGCAAAAAGGUAACCAGAAAAGAAAGUUUUAUAUUAAUUAACACUGAGAGGACGAUCAACCAGAACUGCACAGGAUUAUUAUCAUAAACUAAAACUGACACUAAAACAAAAUGAGCAGUGAACAAUAUUGCUGUAAACUUAAAGUAAAUAAAAUUGAUAUCUUUAAGAAAAACUGAAACUAACCUGAAACAAUGUUGCCUGCCAAGACAAGGAGAGCGCACAAAUUUCUGUCUACUCUCUUUUCAUUAUACCACAGACAUGGAGUAGACUUGACAUGCUAUGCUGCAGUUGCUUCACAAUUAAUCCCUAUUUGCAGCUUAGUCUUGUAGAAUUUGAUAACAAGAACAUGGUUUAGGACGAAAUAUUGUAGAGAAUCAAACUCAGGACUAAUGUUAUCCAGCUGGGGUCAGGAUGACAUUGCAGGUGACAAGUUUUCUUCUGUGGUAGUGAAAGAGUACUCAAGUUGAUUUCUAAAUCAAAAGAUUUAAACAUUAUGUUAAUAAUGCUAUAAAUGCCAUUUUAACACAGUUCUCCAACCAUGUAUUUUGUAUAUACAUAUUGCUACACACUCCGAAAACUAACUAAAACUAAACAAAAAUGAAAAAAGUCAAAACUGAAAUAAAAUAAAUACUAACUGAACAUUUAAAUCUAUCAUAACAGUGGUUCUGCAGCUGCUGGGUGAUUAUUCUUUUGUGGUGUUUACUAUUGUUUACUGUGGGAUUCCUAGUUUUACAUAUGCUUCUACUAUUAUGUAUUACGGUAUGAUUUCAAACAAGUAUCUUGAUCUAUACGUGUACUCCUACCCAGUCAUAAUCACUCAUAUGUCAGAUAUCAUCAUUACAUGACUAAAGCCCUUUAUGGCUGGAACAGUGUGAGGUAUGACACUUGCUUAAUUAAUGGAUCAAUAAAUACAUAUAUUCUUUAGCAUAUUUUUUUGCUUUUGUCCA